Molecule: messenger RNA, 1703 nt
Organism: Jatropha curcas
Lineage: Eukaryota; Viridiplantae; Streptophyta; Magnoliopsida; Malpighiales; Euphorbiaceae
Product: UDP-glycosyltransferase 84B1
Molecular function (GO): abscisic acid glucosyltransferase activity; quercetin 7-O-glucosyltransferase activity; quercetin 3-O-glucosyltransferase activity
Source: RefSeq, a predicted model, not a curated record
AUAGCAUUCUUCUCUUUCUUUUUCUUUUCUUAUAGCUUUAGAAUCAAAAACCAAAAUGGCUGCUCAAGCUGAACAAGUAAAUAUUCUAAUGGUAACAGUGGCCUUUCAUGGCCAUAUUAACCCUAUGUUGAGCCUAGCAAAAUGCCUUGUUCCAAAAGCUAUUCACAUCACUAUUGCCAUUAACGAUGUCGCUCGCCACCGGAUGCUACAGUCAAAAGUCUCAACUUCUUUGUCUACCACUGCCCCAAACACCACUCCCAAACCUCCUGGAAUUGAUAUUGUUUUCUACUCCGAUGGGCUUAGCCCAGAAUUCGAUCGCGACAAUGAUGUCGAUUUGAUGAUAAAGUCCUUACGUACAGUAGGAUCCGAAAACUUGUCAAAUAUGAUAUCCAAUUCGGAUAAGAAAUUUUCUUGCAUUAUUUGCAACCCAUUUAUGCCAUGGGUACCUGAUAUCGCUGAAAAACAUGGUAUCCCUUGUGCAGUGCUUUGGAUUCAAGCUUGUACUGUGUAUUCUAUUUACUAUCAUUUUUUUAAGUAUCCUAAUUCUUUUCCUUCAAUAGAAAACCCUAACGAGUCCAUAAAAUUGCCAGGAUUGCCUGUUUUACAAGUAAAAGAUCUUCCUUCGUUUAUAUUGCCAUCAAGUCCUGAAACAUUCAAAAAAAUUUUGUCAGAGUUUUUUCAAAAAUUGGAUAAAGUGAAAUGGGUUUUGGCAAAUUCUUUUACUGAACUCGAAGAAGAGGUAGUUAAGUCCACGAAUUACCAUCCCCAUCAUAUUUUUCCUAUUGGUCCAUUGGUUUCACCAUUUUUAUUUCAAAAAAAGGAAGAAACUGCUAUUUGCAAUAUUGGUAUGCGAAAUUCUAAUGAAAAUGCAUGCAUAGAAUGGCUUGACAAAAAAUCACCUUCUUCUGUCAUCUAUAUUUCAUUUGGAACCAUUACUUUGUUGUCUCAGAAGCAAAUGGAUAACUUGGCGAUUGCAUUAAAGAAUAGUGAGAAACCAUUCCUCUGGGUUAUUAAGGUAAAAGAAAAUCAUUUUGAUCAUGAAAAUAGAAGUGAAUUGUUUGUUAGGUUCUUAGAGGAAACAAAAGAUAGGGGCAUGGUGGUUACUUGGUGUCCUCAAGAUAAGGUUUUAAUGCACAAAGCUAUUGCUUGCUUCAUUACGCAUUGUGGGUGGAAUUCGUCAUUGGAGGCUGUGACGGCCGGAGUGCCAGUUAUUUCUUAUCCGGGAUGGACUGAUCAGCCAACAGUUGCUAAGAUGUUGGUUGAUGUUCUCAAGAUUGGAGUUAAGAUUAAGAUUGAAGAAGAAGAUGGUGAGGUGGUAGCAAGCGCAGAUGAAAUAAAAAGAUGUAUUCUGGAAAUUACUAAUGGAAAAAAAGCGGAAGAGAUUAAGAGAAAUGCUGUGAAGUUGAGUGAGGUAGCUAAAAAAGCGAUGGCGGACGAUGGUUCUUCUAAUAAGAAUCUUGAUCUUUUUAUUAAAAAGAUUAUUUUGAACUCUUCGUGCUUCUUGAAAUCUUAGUAGCAUAUAUUAAUGUCAAAUAAGCUGCCAGCAUGAUUUUAUAUGAAAUCAAUUUCUAAUGUAAUAGGUUUAUUCAAUGCAUUUAAUAUCUAGAUCAUGAAUGAAUAAGGGUAGUCAUUAUGGUGGAAAAAGGCUGAAAGUUCCUCCAACUGAACUGUAAUGGGUACUUGUUUGAUAAUAAGAUUGUAGU